AUGGGACGGAUCUCGGCCGGGUCAUGGUCCCCAGGGGCGGAUCUCGGCCGGGUCACGGGCCCCAGGGGCGAGUCUCGGCCGGGUCACGGGCCCCAAGAGCGGAUCUCGGCCGGGUCACGGGCCCCAGGGCGGACGGGGGGCCCCAGGGGCGAGUCUCGGCCGGGUCACGGUCCCCAGGGGCGAGUCUCGGCCGGGGUCACGGGGGCGAGUCUCGGCCGGGUCACGGGUCCACGGGUCCAUGGGACGGAUCUCGGCCGGGGUCACGGGCCCCAAGGGCGGAUCUCCCCAGGGGCGAGUCUCGGCCGGGGUCACGGGUCCAUGGGACGGAUCGGCCGGGUCACGGGCCCCAAGAGCGGAUCUCGGCCGGGUCGGGGGGUCAACCCCAGGGGCGAGGGGGUCUCGGCCGGUCACGGUCCCCAGGGCGAGUCACGGUCCCAGGGGCGAGUCUCGGUCGGGGUCACGGGUCCAUGGGACGGAUCUCGGCCGGGUCACGGGCCCCAAGGGCGGAUCUCGGCCGGGCCACGGUCCCCAGGGGCGAGUCUCGGCCGGGGUCACGGGUCCAUGGGACGGAUCUCGGCCGGGUCACGGGCCCCAAGAGCGGAUCUCAGCCGCAGUCACGGGCUCCAGGGGUGGGUUUCGGCAGGAAUCACGGGCCCCAGGGGCGGGUCUCAGCCGCAGUCACGGGCCCCAGGGGCGGGUCUGAGCGAGGGCGCGGGAGGCGGCGCGAAGGAGGCGGGUAUUGAGCGCUGA
Penaeus vannamei (Pacific white shrimp) is the source of this 750-nucleotide messenger RNA. Its product is annotated as S-antigen protein-like. NCBI's taxonomy places the organism in Eukaryota, Metazoa, Arthropoda, Malacostraca, Decapoda, Penaeidae. The record is from RefSeq and is a predicted model, not a curated record.